Molecule: messenger RNA, 1212 nt
Organism: Plodia interpunctella (Indianmeal moth)
Lineage: Eukaryota; Metazoa; Arthropoda; Insecta; Lepidoptera; Pyralidae
Gene: Ude
Product: Uracil-DNA degrading factor
Exons: 7
Coding region: 165-1175 (336 amino acids)
Source: RefSeq, a predicted model, not a curated record
GCGCCGCUAUCCACAUAUGAUUUGAAAUUGAAAUUUGUUAAAGCUUGGUUAAAGCGAGACUGAAUAGCUAGGAGCGAUUUUUAUUCAUAAAAAUAAGUACAGUUCAAAAGAAGUUAGUGUAGCUUUGUGAGCUAUAGGAUUUUAAAAGUACUUACUUAAAGAAAAUGGGCAAAGACGACAAAGAAGACUCUGGCUUCGGGUUCAAAGACAAAGCGAAAGCCGAGGAGACGCUGCGGCUACUGGAACAGCACGACUUGAACUACCGCCGGCUUACCGUCAGAGGGCUCCUCGGGAGGGCCAAAAGGGUACUAUCUAUGACCAAAGCUGAAGAUAAAAUAAAGAAUAUAAAAGAGGCGAUGGAAGUGUUUGAGAACUGGCUUGCAGACCUUAACAAGGACAAGACUGAUGAUAAGAAGAAACCAGAGAAGAAGGAACAGAAAGAAGAAAAGAAUGGUGAUGAUAAGGAGGACACCUUCAAGGAAUCAAGUUCAGACGAGGAGAUGGAAGAACAACCCAAAGAGAAGAAGGAUCAACCAGCAGACACCGUGCCGGGCCUCGGGUUCAAAGACAAGGAGGCUGCAGACAACACCAUUAAGGAGCUGGAGGGACGCGACCCUGAUUACCAGAAGUUGGCUGUCAAAGGACUGAUUGGCAGAGCGAAGAGAGUUCUCACUUGUACUCGCGACGAAACUAAGCUGUCCAACAUAAAAGAAGCGAUUUCGAUCUUCGAGAAGUUUCUGGACGACUUCGAUUCUUUACACCUGAGCAAACAGAACAACCCUUACCUCAGUUUGGGUAUUGUCAGGACUGCUGUGAAGUUAGCUGGGGACCACGUCACAGACCAACAGGAAUCGUUUAUAGCUGCUUACGCGUCAGCCAACGGCGAAUACAAGCGGCUGCGCACCGUCAAGGCGGAGGACAAGACCUGGGACAUUGUCAGGAACACUGCGCUCAAACAGUUGAAAGAGAAGUAUGCCGACGCAAAACUCUUCAAUGAAAAAGACGAACCAACUCCUGAACACUUAGAGCUGCUCCUCUGGGCGUACUCGCCCGAACCAGCCAGGGUCAAGAAACUGGUUCCCGAAACUAAAGAAGAAAAAGAAGAAAACAAGGAAAGUAGAAAGCGGAGAAGCAGCGCAAACGAGGAAGAAUCGAGUAAGAAGAAAAAGGAGUGAUUGUUUCUUUGUUAUUGAAUAAAAUGUUUUUGGUAAC